Thecamonas trahens ATCC 50062 is the source of this 984-nucleotide messenger RNA. RefSeq lists its product as uncharacterized. The transcript has a single exon. The record is from RefSeq and is a predicted model, not a curated record. Bases 1 to 984 code for a protein of 327 amino acids. Lineage: Eukaryota; Apusomonadida; Apusomonadidae.
AUGUAUGGCAGCGAGAGCGGGGACGAGAGCAUCGACGAGGUCCGGCUGGUCGGGAAGGCCGAGCUGGAGCUGGAGCUGACGGCGGAGCAGGCUGAAGAGGUCAUCCACAAGCUGUCUGCGGCGAAUGCGCGGCUGACGACGGCGCUAGCGGCGGCCGAGGCUAAGGUGCGGAGGCUGCAGCGCGCGGUGCUGACUGUGGAGGUGCAGCAGUCCAAGUUCUGCAACGGCUCGUGCGCCGCUGCCCGCAAGGCCAAGUCCGAGGCGUCGACCCGGGUGGUGGCGGCGACGGCGAGGGCAGCCAACGCAGCGGUCGAUGCUGACGAAGACCGAAAGCUUGCUUUGCGGGCAGCGGCGCGGGCCAAGCGCGCGCACGCCGACGCGCUCGCCGCUAACCGUGGCCGGACGGCGCUGCUCCGCGACAUGGAGGAGAUGCGCCGCGACCUUGAGGCGUACCGUGUGCUCAACCGCCAGAUCAUUGCUCGCCAUGGCGAAGACGUCCUGCUGGGCGUGAUGGCAGAGAACGCGCUUGUCAAAGAGAACGAGGCCAAGCUCGAGCGGCGGAUUGAGAAGCUGUCCAAGGAGAUGGCCCAGAUCAAGCUGCUGCGCAACAAGGCGGUCAAGACGGCGAACCCCAGCCUGACACAGAACAUGAUCGACGACGCGGCAGCCGCCCCUAAGCUGCGGGAGCAGCUGAAGGCUGUGCAGCUGCGGAUGGUGAAGCUCGAACGGAUCAACGCCCGGCUCCGGGUCGAGCUCUCGGCGUUUGACCCUGAGUUUUUCCAGCAGCUCCAGGACCUGAAGACGACCCACGAGUCGGCGCUCGCUCUCCUGCACGACUACCGCCACUGGUUGCUCCUUGUCUCUCGCCGGCAUGGCAUCCAGUUUCCUAAGCACUUGCACCAACCUCUGCCGGGCUUUACUCUGUCAACAGUCUCGGACCGGCAGCCAACCAAGCGCCCACCACGCACAGUUCUUCGCGCGUGA